Molecule: messenger RNA, 1362 nt
Organism: Lachancea fermentati
Lineage: Eukaryota; Fungi; Ascomycota; Saccharomycetes; Saccharomycetales; Saccharomycetaceae
Source: the annotation of a GenBank genome assembly
AUGAAGGGUCUUAGUAUAGUAGCCAAAAGAUAUAACUCCAUUCUAUCGAGUGCUAUCCCAUCUGGAAAAUCUUUCAAUAGCUUUUUCCCCAACACUAUCACGAAGGUCUUAUUCAAUAAGGGGGCUACCACGAUUACUUUUACACAGGCAGAAGAUCAAGAUCCUAAGACGGUAUCCUUCAGUAAUCUAUUUCUAAGGGAUUCUUCUCGAAGCAAAAGUUCCAUUGAGGCAUCUUCUGGUCAAAAGCUGUUCACUACGGGGGAAUUGUUGUUAAACCCCAAGUCAACCAUCCCGGAGAUUGUUGAAGUGACAGAGAACAAGAAAGGGCUUUACAUCAAAUGGGGCGAUGGAGACGAAUACACGUACCCGUUAAACUUUAUCUCAAGAUAUGCUGGCAUUUCUGAGAACGCAAGGGAACCAAAUCCAGUGCUUUGGGACAAGGCACUACUGAAAUCUAAUAUCAGAGAGCUUGUAUCGAUUGAUUUCCACUCAUUUAUGGAUAUAAACGACUCUGAUAAAUUGUAUCAGACUCUAAUUAAUAUGAAAAAGUAUGGAAUAUCUUUUAUUACAAAUGUUCCAAAAGAAGCCACUACAGGGUAUGAUUCGUGGUACGUUAAACAAAUUGCAGAACGUAUCGGACACAUAAGGCAUACAUUCUAUGGAGAAACUUUUGACGUGAUUAACAAACCGAUGGCUGAGAAUAUUGCAUAUACUAAUGUGCCCCUUCCAUUGCACCAAGAUUUGUUGUAUCUCGACAAUGUUCCAGGAUGGCAAUUAUUGCACGCGAUAAAGAAUUCAUCAGGUCCCAGCGACUCGGGAAUGAACUUAUUUGUGGAUUCGUUCAAUGCAGCCAGAUAUGUGAGAGAUGUAGAUGGGGAUGCUUAUGAAGCGCUCACCCACGUUCCCAUCAAUUACAUUUACAACAGAGAUGAUAAAAGGUAUUUCCAAUCUCGCCCGUUAGUGGCUGAGAAUGAGAUUAAUGCUGAUAAUAUCAAUACGGCUAAUUACUCUACAUUAAUUAAGGAAAUCAAUUAUUCACCUCCUUUCCAAGCGCCCUUUAGUUUUGGAAUAUGGGAAAAGCCCAAAGGUUCCGAAGUGUCUACACCAGUUGGGAAAAUGACACAAAGGCUUUUAUUCAAGGAUUUUGCUAGAGGUUUGUCCGUUUUCGAAAAAUUUAUCAGAGCACCUGAAAACACCUUUAGAGUCAAGCUUCCCGAGAACACUUGUGUCAUUUUCAAUAACAGAAGAAUCUUACAUGCUAGAACGGCUUUCGAAGGUGAAAGAUGGCUCAAGGGGUGUUACAUCGAUGAUGACACAGUACAAAGCAAGUAUCGGUUGUUGGCGGAAAAGUAUACUAAAUAA